CUCUCUCCUCCAUCACUGCUUCUUUCUCUCUCAGAUGUUCCGACCAUGGCCGGUGCUUUCCUCAGGGCUAAAGCCCAGCCACCCCUGCCCAUCCCUCAGCCGCGGCGAGCUUCGAAAGGUCGCCUUUGGUGCAUGAGAAACCUUCAAAUUUUAGUAGAGUCUUUCUAGUUUCUCUACUGGACACCUUUGGUGCGAUGCCAAAAGCCAAUCUGAGUCUGGAUCUCGUUUUUCUUCCUAUACAUUCCUAUAAAUGUUAAAUCUGCUUCUUCAGAUUUCAUGCUCAAAGAAAAAGUAGAUAUCUGGGAUUUGGGUUGACACAGAGAUGGCCAAAAGAUUGAGUUUCGCAGCUCUUCGUCAGCAGGAGCUGUACAAAAAUAACAUUCAAGGAACUAUUCCAGCUGAGCUUGGUAACUUGAAGAGCCUCAUUAGCUUGGACUUAUAUAACAACAACAUAUCAGGGACCAUUCCUUCUUCAUUGGGGAAAUUGAAAUCACUUGUGUUUUUACGUCUCAAUGAUAACAAGUUAACUGGACCAAUCCCGCGGGAUCUUGUUGGUAUUUCAAGCCUCAAAGUUGUGGAUGUAUCCAACAAUGAUUUAUGUGGAACGAUUCCUACCAGUGGACCAUUUGAGCACAUCCCUUUAAACAAGUAGGUCACUUCUAUCAUU
This is a messenger RNA of Prunus avium (sweet cherry), 667 nucleotides long. NCBI's taxonomy places the organism in Eukaryota, Viridiplantae, Streptophyta, Magnoliopsida, Rosales, Rosaceae. The record is from RefSeq and is a predicted model, not a curated record.